AUGAAAAUCAACAGAAUACCAUUUUUGGUAUGGGCCAUUUUCGCGGGCAUCUCGUCGGGUUUGGUUCUGGUUGACUCGUCGCUGGCUUCGGGAUGUAUUUAUUAUGAAGCAAGCUUCGAUUGGGGCUGCGGCUCGCAUAGCAAUGGCAAACGUGCCUACAAAUGUCGGUGCGCCAAUGUCAACUGGCUUGGCACUGUCACAAAUUGUAUCGCUAACAAUACCGACAGUAAAAGGCUAAGAGACCACGCAUUUAGACAUGUCAUUGGCAGGUGUCAGUCAAAAUACAAGUUCAAUUACACAAUGGAAGACAUGUACGGAUUUUGGCAAAACGGUACCCAGUAUCUCAGAGACCCAACAAUGGCAGACAUGUCAACGCCUGUAAACACCACUUUGCGGGUGGACCAGGCUGAAUUUGACUGGUAUUACCAAAAAUUCAAGGACUACACAUUUAGUGUCACCAGAAGUCAGUGGUUCGGCUGGGGCCAGAUUUUCUACUGGGCUGCCAUCAUCAUCGUCGCCACAAUCUACAAUCUAAAUGAGAAAUUCAUCGGCGUCAAGCUCACGAAUAAGUGGCUCACGCGAAAGCUGGUCGUGCCAUCGAUUUUCAAAAACACUGUCCAAAAGUACCCUAUUUUGCAGUCGAUCUUUUCAGGACCUUGUGCAACCCGCAUGCAGGCCUUGAUAGUGUUCGUUUUCAUCAUCCAGGUAAUCAUCACAACCGGUGUCGGGUACGAGUUGAAGUUGCCACAUCCAUAUCUGUCGAACCAGUGGUUUAUGAACCUUACUUUGCUGAGCUACAGAACCGAUUUGAUGUGCAUUUCUCUAUUCCCAGUCAUGUACUUCUUCGGCAUUCGCAACAACCCAUUCAUCCCGUUAACCGGAAUGUCAUAUGCAACCUUCUCCUAUUUCCACAAGUGGGUCGCAUACGUCGCCACCUCUCAGGCUUUCAUUCAUACCAUUAUAUGGACAGCAUAUUACGUUCACUAUAAUAGUUACAAACAGUCUGUCAAGGCGGAAUACUUGCAGUACGGAAUCGCCGCCAUGAUUUUGAUGGCAUUGCUAGUCUUCCACAGCCAAAAGUUCAUCAGAGACUUUGCUUAUGAGGUUUUCCUCUUUUUCCACCAAUUUAUGAGUAUCUUCUUCAUCGUUUGCAUGUACUACCACUGCAACACUUUGGGGUGGCUUGGGUGGAUCUGGGCAAUGGCUGGUAUUCUCUGCUUUGACAGGUUUCUAAGGAUUGGCCGUAUAGUUUUGAGCGGUGGCUUGCAAAAGUCCGUUUUGACAGAUUGUGGAAACGGUAUCAUUAAAAUGACACUCAAGAAGCCAAAAUAUCUAACCUACACCCCUGGCACAUUUGCAUUUAUUUAUUUCCUAAGCUGGGAUAAUCCUUGGUACUACCAGUGGCAGUCUCAUCCUUUCACCUUGUUGAGCACCUCGAACCACGGCGACAACAUGGUCAUUAUUUUCAAGGCUCACAAAGGUGUCACUCAACAGUUGCUUUACAGAUUACUAAAAUCGGGCACGGAUUCUAUUCAAAUGAGAGUGAUGGUCGAGGGUCCAUAUGGUGACGUGCUGCCUCAAAAGGUCAAAGUGGAAAGAAAGCUAGUGGGCGUGGCUGCGGGCUUGGGUGUCACUGCCGUUUACGCUCAAUUGGCACACCUUUUGGAUGCACAAGUGGCUGAAAUAGGCUCCAAAAUGUACUGGGUCGUCAAUGACCUGGCUCACGUCUCAUGGUUCAAUGACGAAAUUAAUUGGCUUUUGUCCAAAAACUGCGACGUCACGAUUUUGUGUACAACUCGAAAAGACGUGGAUGAAUCCAAACCUUCCUCGCUUUGUUGCUCAGCUACUGGUGUACUAGAGAAGGUCAGAGUAGAAUCCCUGUAUGGCAGACCAGACUUGGCAGCCUUGAUAGAGGACGAAAUUCGUGAGGCCACAGAGCAGUCCAGAGAUCUCACUUUCAUUAGUUGUGGACCAACUGCUUUCAAUUUGGAUUUCAGAGCAUCGGUAUCAACAUCACUGAACCAACAGCAUAGCAUCGAUGUAGCGCUCCAAGAGGAGAGUUUCGAGUGGUAA
This is a messenger RNA of Lachancea meyersii CBS 8951, 2073 nucleotides long. The record is from the annotation of a GenBank genome assembly. Lineage: Eukaryota; Fungi; Ascomycota; Saccharomycetes; Saccharomycetales; Saccharomycetaceae.